GGAGGAUGAGCCGUGGGACCGCCCCACUCUCCCACAGAUAUAAAUAGGAGGUGGAUUUUUUUACUCCACUCAUUUCUCCUGAAGGAUGAGAUCCCUGAAACACCUCAAACAUCACUCCAGGAACAAUGUGGAGGAGGAGAGUAACCGCUUGGUGCGGACCUUCCCCAAGAUGACUGAGGGCCAAGUAGAUGUGGGCACGCAGACGGAGCCGGUGGUGGUGCUAUCUCUAGCUCAGGCUGCCGUUCUCGGCCUCAUCUCCCAGAAUGAAAUCUUCGGGGCCACCAUUGCCCCUAAUGGCUUCUACACGGGGGAGCCCAGAGAGUGCCCCCCUCCUCCGCCUGAGGCGAUGGAGUAUGAGUACGCUGACCAGUUAAUAGGGGCCAACGGGGACUACCUGGCUGAGCCUGCAGGGGAGCCAGAGCCGCAGCCUCACUGCAGCGAGAGAAGACGGCCCGGGCCUCGUGGGAGGACCAAGAGGCCCAGGAUUGAUGGAGAAUUACAGGGUCACCCACAUAAAGUAUCAAGUCCACAUGCUCAGGUUAAAGGUGAACAGCUUGAGUCCGAUAUCCCUCCUUCCUGCAUUCACAUGGACAGCAGGCGUAGUCCUGGCAAGUCGGAGGAUCCAGUCACCCAACACGGUUCUCUGAAAGAGGAGCAGGCCUGCGGAAACUGUCCGUCAUGUGUGAGAGAAACUUCAAGGCCGCAAAAAAAUGGACAAGCAGAACAGGAACAAGAGGAAAACAUUGGCAGAGGAAGAGAGAGGAAGGAAGAGGAGUUGGUGGUGGAGGAAGAAGAAGAGGAAGAGGCACUAAACCUCAAGACCAGUGGAGAGACUGGCAGUCCACUGGAGAGCCGCUAUUAUGAGUCCAAUGAGGUGGCCUAUGAGUCUGCCGACAUGGCGCUGCCGGGGGAGUACGAGGAGAACAACCAGGCCAUGCUGUGGUCAGACCCAGAGGGCCUCGCGAGGCGGAUGCAGAUCGACCGUCUGGACAUCAACGUACAGAUCGACGAGUCGUACUGCGUAGAUGUGGGAGAGGGUCUGAAACGCUGGAAGUGCCGCAUGUGUGAGAAGUCUUACACGUCCAAAUACAACCUCGUCACUCAUAUUCUAGGCCACAAUGGAAUUAAACCCCAUGAAUGUCUACACUGUGGAAAGCUCUUUAAGCAGCCGAGCCACCUCCAGACUCAUCUGCUCACGCACCAGGGAACCAGACCUCACAAGUGCACCGUUUGUGAAAAGGCCUUCACGCAGACCAGCCACCUGAAGAGGCACAUGCUGCAGCAUUCGGACGUCAAGCCCUACAGCUGCCGCUUCUGUGGCCGUGGCUUCGCCUACCCAAGCGAGCUGAGGACCCAUGAGAACAAGCACGAGAACGGUCAGUGCCACGUCUGCACCCAGUGUGGUCUGGAGUUCCCAACGUACGCUCACCUGAAGCGCCACCUGACCAGCCACCAGGGCCCGACCACAUACCAGUGCACAGAGUGCCACAAGUCCUUCGCUUACCGCAGCCAGCUGCAGAACCACCUGAUGAAACACCAGAACGUACGGCCCUACGUUUGCCCCGAGUGCGGCAUGGAGUUCGUCCAGAUCCACCACCUCCGACAGCAUGCCCUGACUCACAAGGGCAUGAAAGAAUUCAAGUGUGACGUCUGCGCCAGAGAGUUCACCUUGUCUGCCAACCUGAAGAGACACAUGUUGAUCCACGCCAGUGUGAGGCCCUUCCAGUGCCACGUCUGUUUCAAGACCUUCGUCCAGAAGCAGACGCUCAAGACUCACAUGAUCGUCCACCUGCCGGUCAAGCCUUUCAAAUGCAAGGUGUGCGGGAAGUCGUUCAACAGAAUGUACAACCUCCUCGGCCACAUGCACCUCCACGCCGGCAGCAAGCCCUUCAAGUGCCCUUACUGCACCAGCAAGUUCAACCUGAAGGGCAACCUCAGCCGGCACAUGAAGGUCAAACACGGCAUCAUGGACACCUCAAUAGACGGACAAGAGCCCCCCCCGGACACGGAAGGCCAGGAGGACUACGAGGAGGAGAGCUUUGAAUUCAGCGAGCGAGAAAACCGGGCUAAUAACAACAACACGCCAGACAUUGCUAAACUCACUCAAAUGGAGUAUUAUAGCACCUAUGGGAAGGGCACGGGGCGCUUCAGCACCGCGUGAAUCUUUAAAAUGACCCCAAAUUGAAAAUAAGUGAACUAAUGAAAACGGGAUAUUCUUUUUUUUUUUCCCUUUUGUUUUGUUUUGUUCUUUUGCUGUUACAGGCAUAGUGCUCGGGUCACUCUUCAAGGGUGAGAAGGAACCCGGCAAACUGCACACUCAUAUGCACUGGAAUCACUCGUAAUACUACAAAAUUUGGAAAUGUAUACUUUUUACCUUAUUAAAUAUUUUUCAUCUCUAAGUCACAGCACAUCUACUGAGUAAAUAUAUUAUAUUUGAGAAAAAAAAUGGACUGACGUUUAGGGGAAAAAAAAGAGAUCUAUAUAAAUAGGUAUAUCGUCAGCUGCUUAACUACAGGAAUAUCAUCUGAGCCCGAUUUACAAAGCACAUUUUUAAGCUACAAGCGUAAAAAAACAUAUGGUGAUGUUAUACUGCACUUACUCAUUCAGACAAUCCCGGUCUCUCUCAGUCUGCUGGGGCACUCUAAUGUGAAGGGUUUAAAGAAGGGAACAAGUGUUACUGUUCAUUUCCACUUGCCAAAGCUUAUCAAAUUGCAGAGGUUUUAAUGAUUCACUCUGAUUUAUACUGUGAUGAAUUACAUUUGAGGUCUGCAAAAUAAGUUAAAUUCCUUGUUUUAUUGUAUAUUAUUGUACAGAAUGCAUCAGUCCUCUCGUCUGUCGGCUGGUACCGUGAUCAGUGCGUCGCACUGAGGACCACUGUGUCCACUUCUUAGGAUUCUGCAUUAACAAGCAUCACCCUGUGUUGAUCUCUAGUCUAUGAAUGUAAUUGUUUCCGUGGAAUGUUUUACAACGCUAAUGAAAGAAAAUCAUAAUAAUGGUAGGACCCCCUUUACCAAAGAAUUGGAUCAAACCUUGCAGCCAACAGGCACUGUAAGUCUCUUUUCCUUGCCGGAAAAGGGACAUUGGAUUUCUUGGGGUCCAAUCGCAGACCUCAUGAAAUUACAUUCAGGUUCCCCUCCCACCCAUCUGUAGAUCUCUUCAAAAGAUUACCACAGAGAACAGACUGUGGUACAGCUUCUCUCUUAAACCUCACCAUUCCCCCCUUCCAUCCAAUCCAGGCCUUCAAAAGACAAGACUGCAGCAUUUUUUUCCCCAAUAGCAAUGCAAAACCCUGCAUUCAUUUUGCAGUUUUUUUUUGGUUGUUGUUGUUUUUUUAAAAUGGAUGAAUCUCAGCAAGAAUUGUCCCAAAAAACUCGGACAGAAAUAUUAAGUGCCCCGGUGUGUCUGCGAGAGCAUGCCAUCCAUCAUGCUGUACACUGGUCUCAAGUGAUGAACGACAACCUCCCAACAUGUGACAGGGCCGUGGACCUUGUGGAAAAUGAUUUGGGAAAUGCUCAAUAUAUUCAGUUUCCCAGUGCUUAGCUUUUCAAACUCGUAACCUGCAAACAAGGUGUCCAUUUGCAAUGUUGAUAUAGUGCAUUUAAAAUAAAAAAAAAAAAAAAAAAAUGCUCAAUUUUGUGAGUUUUUCCAGCUUCUGUGUUCAUUCCAUCACUGUUUUAGUGAUGAUACGAAGGGAAAGGUGUUCAGCUUAAAUGGCUUUCUGUAUUAGACUUUAGCGUGGAGAUAAUGUGGAUAGAGAUGUAUGUACAAUGUUGUGUACCAGACAAUACUGUAAAAUAAUAAAUUUAUUUACCUUUAAAA
Molecule: messenger RNA, 3819 nt
Organism: Acanthopagrus latus (yellowfin seabream)
Lineage: Eukaryota; Metazoa; Chordata; Actinopteri; Spariformes; Sparidae
Gene: znf710a
Product: zinc finger protein 710a
Exons: 5
Coding region: 86-2161 (691 amino acids)
Source: RefSeq, a predicted model, not a curated record